This is a messenger RNA of Cajanus cajan (pigeon pea), 1348 nucleotides long. The record is from RefSeq and is a predicted model, not a curated record. Lineage: Eukaryota; Viridiplantae; Streptophyta; Magnoliopsida; Fabales; Fabaceae.
AUUAUGAGCAAUAACAUGACUGAUAGAGGAAGAGGGAGAGGCACUGGUAGAGGUAUUAGUAGAGGUAGGGGAAGAGGGAGAGGUAGAGGUACCACCAUUGUGCCACCACCUUCUACUUCUCAGCCAACACAUUCUAUUGGAGAACCCUCUCAUUGUACUACACAACCUACACAUGGUUCCACCUCCCAAACACCUACAACUCCCCAAAGUAACCAAGCUACACCUACCCCUCAUGUUACUUCCACUUCCCAACCACAUUUAGUUCCUCAAACUAACCAGUCUAUACCUACCCCUCAUGUUCCUUUAACACAAUUCCCAAAUAUGAUUGAAAGACCACAAACAAAUCCCUCCAUUGAUGCUACUGGUAGUCCAAUUGUUGGAUCAUCAUCCUCUAUUGAUCCAUCUUUAGAAAUUGGAAGCUUUGACUCUGAUGGACGUAUUUGGAUUCGCCCAGGUCCACAAAACACAUUCGACCCACCAAUUCACCCUACCCGUGAAAUUUCAAGAAUAAUCAAAGGGAAGUUUGAAGGGUCAUGGGAAUCAUAUGGAGAGGUUAAAAGCACUAAUGAAGGUGUGGCAAACAUGUGGUUUGAAGAGUUUCAGAGAAAGUUCAAGUGGCUGCCUGAUCAUGAUGCACAAAUAAGAAAAGCAUUUGACCAUAAAGCAUCUGAAGGGCUUUCAAAUGCUAUGUAUAGGGUGCGACGAGGCAUUGAUCAAGGGAGUUGGAUUCCAAAGCAAAAACUUGUAGAACUUCAACAAAAAUGGAAUGAUGAGAAUUGGAAACAUAAGUCAAUGACUAAUGCUAAUAAUAGAAAUUCUUCUAAUGGUUCAUUGCAUACUGGAGGAUCCAUUCCUACUUCUGAGCAUUUUAAGAGAUUGAAUGAGUAUGAAAGACGGUUAUCUGAAAGAGAGUCACAACAAUUAUCGGGAGAUCAUGCUGCCUCUAGUGUGCAAUCUGAAAAUAGUAUUUUCUAUGAUGUUGUUGGUGGUGUGAACGAUAAAGGAAGAAUAUUUGGUUUAGGUUCAGAGGCUGGGAAGUAUAAACCUUCUUCUACAUUCUUAGAUGGUAUCUCAAAUCCUGAGUAUGAACAAAUGAAAAAUCUUGUUUCAAAUUUGUCUGAAGAAAACAAAACAUUGAAAGAACAAUUAAAAAGCCAUGCAGAUUUGAUUCGUGCUUCACAGGAAGAGUCUCGGUUGGUUCGUGAGCAACUGAAGCAAUUUAUGGAGAUGUUUUCUCAAUCUUCUCGUCCUCCCCAACCUCCUCCUACACAUGAUGCUGACACUAUACAAUCUGAUGAUAAUGAGUUAGAUGAUGAUCAUGAUAUAGAUGUUUAGGGAUGCAUUAUCU